UGUAGAUCACCUGCAAUGCAGAGGAGGUACGUACCUCUAUCAACCUACCCACUUCAUCUUGUUUGCGUUCCGUUUUCUAAGCAAGCUUGCAAGUCAACAUUCUAACCAUUCAACAUUCUAUCGUCUUAAUAAUAGGUUACUUCUUUCUGUAUAUCUUUGGCAGCUUCUCAAGACUUCUCACCUUAGCUAUGUGUAUUGACACUGUCAGUUCUCCGGUUAUGUACCCUUGAAGGACAGCCGCGUUCUCACCCCCGCAACCCGCCUCUGGAUAGAAUGAAUUCGUUGUGGUCGUCGAAAGCCGCCGAUGAUGGUGUUGAUGCACCAAAGGCAUCGGUAGACGUAGCAGAUACGGGCGUUGCUGAUGUUGGGCCUGAGAUAACGAGCUCAACACCUAGCCGACAACAACCUGUGCGACCACCGUUACAGCGAAACCAGAUCCAGGCUACUCCUCCUGUACAGCCGACAAGCAAUCAGCCGCCUGACUCUAUCUCGUUGGCCCAGCUACGACGCAUAGUGUCCGAAUUUCCUCGUUCUGAAGCUGCCGCGUACGAUUUCGAAUAUUCCGAUACAGGACCUCACGAGGAAGAGAUAGACGAGUGGUUUGUCUACCAACCUUGGCAAUGGAUUCGGUUGAACGCUGCCCAACGAGCUUUUGAGUGGCAGUGGGAGCAUGACAUAGCGCCCAGGAAGGAUGAAAUUACUUGGGAUGAGGCAGAUGACGAGGCCAGAACAAACUUUAUCCUACAGGCGCUAGACGGAGUCCGAGCUAGUGAUGCUGCUAUGCGUGGUGCUGCGAUAGGAAAACUCGCCUAUCUCGUCCUGGGCCGAUGGACAGAUACUGCUGGCUCGUCCCAGGGUGAAAAGACAAAUCCGCGGAGCGUUGCAACACCAGGCCAGCUUGCCGCCAUGAAGUCUGGUGUCAAGUUGAUCGCAGAGUGGAACGGUAUUCCUAUUAUAUGGGCAGCUUUACGCAGCGCAUUUGAGACACUAUGGCUAGAUGAACCCCAGAGGCCGCAAGGUAGUAGUUUAUCGGAGGCACAGGAUGAACUUAUGAACUUAAUGACUAUUAUGUACAUGUGUAUACAGGAAACUCUUAACGACCAGGAUGGAAUGGUAACGGUUUACGAAAAAUUACUUGAAUUAGAACCUCGUUUGACAAUAUUCAUGCUCACGGCUUCAGCCAAGUUACGAUGGCAAGAAUUAAAUGUUGUACCGGCUCCUCAGACGCUUUUGUUGUUAUGGAAGUCGAUCCUUUUAGAGUUCGGUGGGACUCCUGAGAUCGAAGAAACGAAAAGGGCCCUUAGAGAAACGGCCACGGACGACAAGGAGAAGAACUUGAUUACCGCCACACCCCUCGACUAUCACGUAUUUCGGCAAGAAAUCACUUCGAAAUAUCCCGCCUAUGUACCUCCUCAGCCAGUAUUACCCCUCGAAGCAGACAACACCUCCCUCUUACCUCCGCUGCCAAAUCAUCCCACCAGGAAUAAUGGAUCCAAUGGUAUACUCCCUGCUCCUCCCGGGACGCAGAGUGGAGGCGCGUCUAUCCUUCACCAGCCUGUCCAUAUUGCGACGCCCGCACCGUCUCCUCCCCCGUCUCCGGCCGCUGGAGGUAAAGGAGGCAAGAAACAAAAUUACCAAACCAACCAGAACUUUCCAUUCAUGUACCCCCCGUUAGAUGCUACCAGUAACAGUGCAGGAGGCAAGGGUGCUGCUGGCCUGCAGGACUUCCUUGUUGGUCGUAAAUGGGAAGGCAGUGAUGUACCUGCAUCGAUUCUCGAGGCUGGCGAGCUAUUCUCGAAACGCGUGCGUAUGACCCGGGCGACGCGGCAAUUAUGGGAGGAACGGGAGAAGUUUCAAAAAUAUGAGAGGGGAUGGGAUCCCUCGGAUGAUGAUAUAGAAGACCUCGACUUAGAGGGUCUCAGUCUUGACAAUGAUGUCGAUGAUGAUAAGCUCCUUGAAGCCAUAGAAAAGAGAGAAAAGAAGGCGCGAGGUGCUGAGAUAGACUAUGGGCCGAACCCAAAUGUUGAUUCAAAGGUCAAGCGACGACUAGAAGCUAUCGAAGCAUUCUACGCUGCUGCUUUACCUCAACUACAAUCCUUGGUUAUAGUUCUGAUGAAGAGCAUAUUAUACAGUGUCACUGCUUGUAUUGCUCUUCCUGCUAAUAACCAGCAACAGCCAGGAAUGCCGGGGGGUAAUCAGCUCCGCGUUAAUGGCGCUCCCGGCACAAAUCGAUCGCAGAACAGUUUUAUGGAAGCUAACAGCUCGACAAACCAAGACGGUUCCGAGAAUUCCUUGGAGGAUUUGGAUGCUACUAGAUCUAGGGAGAUCGAAUCGAAAGCCGCCACGGGUAUAAUCCUCCUACUGAUGAAAUGGCUCAAGAUCUCGCACGUUUUGAAGUUUGAAUAUUUAGCUCAGCUAUUGUUGGAUUCUAAUUAUCUUCCUUUGGUUCUUAAGCUGUUUGCACAUCAAGAUAUACAACAGGUGGUUGACAGCAAAACAGACCGGCUAGAUCAAAGUUUUUUUCAGUUCUGCAACGAUCGUGCCCACUAUCCAGACAAAGUGCCACAGGAGUCGACAGAGAUGGACGGGCCAGAGGAGGAAAGCGAAGACGAUGCGGCACCUCCACCCAUCAAAAUGCGACGAUCGCCGCAUGAACAGGUAGCCGAGAGUAACGAGCUUGCAAACAAGAUAGAAGAACAGCUCCCCACUCGUCCUGAAGUGGACGAAUUAGGCUAUCCCGUAAACCCCCUGCCCAAGGAGCCUAUCACCGAUUUUUCACGCCGAAAUUUCUUCACCCUCAUCAAUUACGUGCGAAUCAUGCAGAAGAUCUGCAAAAAUAAAGCGCACCGUAACUUACUGCUCGUACAGUACAAAUCAUCAAACAUCAUCAGGAAAUCGCUCAAAGUACCGCAGAACGAGCUGCGACUGUAUACGCUCAAGCUAUUCAAGAAUCAGGUACCGUACUGCGGUCGCAAAUGGCGGCAAGGCAAUAUGCGCGUUAUCACUGCGAUCUAUCUGCAUUGCCGACCAGAACUUCGCGACGAGUGGCUGGCUGGUAGCGAUGUGGAUGCCGAAGUAGAAGAAGCCUUGCCUCUCGAGCAAGCCCUCCGGAGCUUAACGCACUGGUUCAACGUCCGGAGGUAUCCGGAUCAGAUGGCCGCUGAUAUCAGAGAAGCGCUACGAAACGAGCAAGACUUCUUCAAGCGUGAGCUCGAGAAGUUGGACGUGUGGGCCGAUGUCGGGCAAAUAGAAAAUAUGAACGCCGAAUGGGAUCACGCUGGACACGGUCCUGCAUAUGGUUGAGCUUGCCGAAGUAUUCGGUACGAGACCUUUGCCGCCUACAUAGUAUACCAAGUAUAUUUGAUGUACAAUGCAUUUCAUGUAGAUGCGACCAGGGUUCCCUCAUGGAUAGGUAUUGGACACUUAGCUGGAUAUUCUAGUGUCAUGAGUAGCUUCUUUUUAAGGACGUAGUUAAUGAAGCCUCCCUCGCUAAACUGACCUUGAGAUUUGCUCUAUUUGAUGAUGGUACAUUAUACGGGUUAUGUGCCUACCUCAGUUUGCCUAGCCAACUGCUGUCUAAUGCUGGGUAAUAGUUGGAUGCGAUAUAAAAGUGUAAGCGAAUUUGAAUGGGUAAGGGUUAAUCUACCUAUCGUGAUCUUUCGGGGCUGUCUGGUUAAGUCCUAUAGCGGAGGUACCCACCUAGCUAACAUGUCCAAUGGAUGUCGAUGUCGCGAUGCGGAGUGUCUGUUGGUGCCAGCUACAUAGUAUAUCAAUAUUAUUAUCCCGACAAAGACCCCGAUCCUUUCGGUAUAAGUGCUAGAUACAUACGAUGUAAGAUAGGCGCC
Molecule: messenger RNA, 3845 nt
Organism: Daldinia caldariorum
Lineage: Eukaryota; Fungi; Ascomycota; Sordariomycetes; Xylariales; Hypoxylaceae
Product: N1221-domain-containing protein
Exons: 8
Coding region: 274-3303 (1009 amino acids)
Biological process (GO): cytoskeleton organization
Cellular component (GO): cytosol
Source: RefSeq, a predicted model, not a curated record